UAUGCGUCCAUAAAAAUCUGCCAGAGGACCAAAUAACUUCGCGGAGUUUUUCUCAGAGAGAGAGAGGGGAGGGAGAGAAGCAUAUGGAGGGGGAGAAGAAGAUAACAGCGGAGGAAGUGAUAGCCAAGCUCAAGGACGACGGCGAUUUCGACACCCUCCGCCUCAGGAUCAUUCGCAAGCUCAAAGAAAACGAAGAUUUGCGUAAGAGCAUUAUUUCGGCCGUGAAGCAGUCAAAUGCUCUCAACCGUCCAGGAGCUGAGAACUUGAAACCAAGGCAACUUUCUGAUGCCAUUCAUCAAGAGAUUGGGAGCAAAGUGAUGAGUCAGAUAUCAGAUGGGGUGUGGGCGGUAAUCAGAUCGACAGAUGGCAUGAAAAGUGAAAUCACAGAGACGGUACAAUCUGUGUACAAUAAACUAGUGAACCCAAAAGGGAAGGAAGUGGAGGAUCAUUCAUCAGCCACCCCCAAUGAUCCACAGAUCAGCAACAAGGAAACUGACGGUUCUCUAGCAACCACAGCCUGUGACCAAAACCCACAGAAUGAGAGUGGACCAACAGAAGCAUGUGGCUCAUCUCCGUGCAAUAAUGAGCGAGCAAAUGAUAGUCAAGCUGAACGUAAGGAGUUGCCCGUAGAGCCACAGGCCAGUGGUGAACCAACCGAAGAGCCCCGCGGCCCACCUGAUGUUACGCAGCCGAGUAAUGAUCAGCUGCCUGACAUUGCUGCUGCAUCCGUUGAGAGUGUACGAAGAGUUGAUGCUGGUGAUGAGGACCCAGAUGUGCCUCCUGGAUUUGGACGAGUCAACUUAAGACUCAGUCAAAUCUUCGAGUUGACCCAACCCAACUGGAGUUGAGUUUUCAGAUCGAUGAGUUGUUGAGAGACAGAUAUUGGUGAUGAAUGAUGUCGUCACAAAGGUAUAAGAAUGUUUUCUCUUUUUCGUGUAUUUUGUUUUCCUAUGAUAUUUUAUUGUUUCUAUUAACUUCAUUGUUAAAGAAGAAGAAGAAGAAUAAGAAGAAGGGCUUUUUGUCUAUUGUUUUUCAUUUUACAGUAACAUGUAGCUGUGUUGACAUUAAUAUAGAACUAUGAAUCCAAAUAGACAUACAAAACUUGAAUUCUCA
Molecule: messenger RNA, 1113 nt
Organism: Magnolia sinica
Lineage: Eukaryota; Viridiplantae; Streptophyta; Magnoliopsida; Magnoliales; Magnoliaceae
Exons: 5
Coding region: 84-848 (254 amino acids)
Source: RefSeq, a predicted model, not a curated record